Lasiodiplodia theobromae is the source of this 1638-nucleotide messenger RNA. Its product is annotated as Calcineurin-like phosphoesterase. Gene Ontology annotation, cellular component: cytoplasm. The record is from RefSeq and is a predicted model, not a curated record. The transcript has 3 exons. Bases 1 to 1638 code for a protein of 545 amino acids. NCBI's taxonomy places the organism in Eukaryota, Fungi, Ascomycota, Dothideomycetes, Botryosphaeriales, Botryosphaeriaceae. Gene Ontology annotation, molecular function: phosphoprotein phosphatase activity.
AUGACCCGCAGAAUAGUCCGCACCGGCAUCCAGCUGGGGUUGCUCUUUACCACCAUCGUGCUGAUCCUCGUCUUCUUCGACAACCAUUUCCGCGUGCUGCCCCAGAGCAUCCACAACCACCUGCCCGUCCACCACCCGGGCCUGAUUAUCACCGACAUACACGUCCAAACCUGUUCCUCCCUCAAUCCGCUGUCGAGCUGCAAGCUCGAUCCCGACAAAUGGCACCGUAUCGAGAAGGAUCUGUACCUCGGCUCCGGAUGGUUCAAUAAGGCGUACGUGCACGUUAAGCGCAAGCGCGAGGAGGAGCUGAACCAGGACGAUCGUGUCGUGCUUGACGUGCGCGUCGGCCGCCUCGACCCUUCAAUGGGCGAGAAGGGCCAGGAGACGGCCAAGUGGGAGUCGCGUCCCGCCGGCAUCUGGCUGCUGCGCUCGAGCAAGCGCCACGACUCCGACUCGGACAAGGUCAUCACCGCUAUCGACAUUCUAUUCGGCGCCGAUGCCGUCGAGCCCCGCCCCGGUUGGGAGGUCCGCGACACUCCCCUGCUGCUGGACACGUCGGGCGAGGCACAGGAGGCGCGCAUCAGCGUCCGCCGCGGCGUGCCUCACAAGACCGACAAGCCCGUACCCAGGAUCAAGAAGGACGGCAAGUUCAAGAUCUUGCAAGUCUCGGAUCUCCAUCUGAGCACCGGCCUGGGCGCCUGCAGGGAUCCGGAGCCGAAGGACCACAACGGAGGCCAAUGCGACGCUGACAGCCGGACCUUGGAGUUCGUUGGGAAGAUUCUGGACCAGGAGAAGCCUGAUCUGGUUGUCCUGUCUGGUGACCAAGUUAAUGGAGACACCGCGCCGGACGCUCAAUCCGCUAUUUUCAAAUUUGCAGAACUGUUUAUCAAACGCAAGAUUCCGUACGCUGCCAUCUUUGGCAAUCACGACGACGAGGGUUCCCUCUCGCGCGCUGCGCAGAUGUCCCUCCUCACGACCCUCCCAUACUCGCUAUCUGAGCCCGGACCGAACACCAUUGAAGGUGUGGGGAAUUACUAUGUCGAGGUUAUGGCACCGGGCAAUUCGCAGCACUCCGCAAUGACGUUGUACUUCCUCGACACGCACGCGUAUUCCCCCGACGAAGCCAAAUUCCGCGGUUACGACUGGCUUAAGCCGAACCAGAUAACCUGGUUCAAGGACACAGCUCAUUCCCUCAAGGAUGCGCACAAGCACUAUACCCACAUUCACCUGGACAUGGCAUUCAUCCAUAUCCCGCUCCCUGAAUAUGCUCUCAAGGAGAACAGUAUUGUGGGGACCUGGAAGGAGGGGGUCACUGCCCCAGGGUUCAACAGCCAUUUCUACGACGCCCUUGUUGAGAACCACGUGCUAGCGGUUUCAUGUGGACACGACCACGUCAACGAUUAUUGCGCCCUUGGCAAGGUCGAUGACGACCCUAAGCUAUGGAUGUGCUACGCCGGUGGCAGUGGAUUCGGCGGCUACGGCGGCUACGAUGGCUACCACCGCAGGGUCCGCGUAUUCGACGUCGACAUGAACAAAGCACGCAUCACCACGUGGAAGAGGGUAGAAUAUGGCGACACCGAAGCGAAACUGGACGAACAAAUCAUCGUCGAGGGCGGCCAGGUCUAUGCAAGCGCAUGA